Messenger RNA from Cygnus olor (mute swan), 1632 nucleotides. RefSeq names its product lysophosphatidic acid receptor 6-like. The record is from RefSeq and is a predicted model, not a curated record. Gene Ontology annotation, molecular function: G protein-coupled receptor activity. The coding region runs from base 375 to 1460 and encodes 361 amino acids. Gene Ontology annotation, cellular component: membrane. NCBI's taxonomy places the organism in Eukaryota, Metazoa, Chordata, Aves, Anseriformes, Anatidae. The transcript is spliced from 2 exons. Gene Ontology annotation, biological process: positive regulation of Rho protein signal transduction; phospholipase C-activating G protein-coupled receptor signaling pathway.
AAAGUAAGAGAAAUUGACAGCAAUAGCUCAGGGUUCAGCACUUAAAGCACAAACAUUUUAACAGCUAACACUCUACUAACAGAUGUUACAUACAACCCCUAAAAUCCUGUUUGUAGAAAAAAAAAUCACAAAGGUCUGCAGGGCCAGAAUUCUUUUCUCUGUUACCAGAAACUGUUCUGAAUGGGUGACUCAGAGAGACGCGAGCCCCGCAAAGCAAUCUGUUUACAUCCUUAAAUGAGCUGUGUGUGACACACUACGUACAUAGCGCAUAUGUGCAGCCAGCGUGGGGAAACCAUUGCUGUAAUGGAAGUGUGAUGACAUGAAAAGCAGCAGCUCUUCAUGCUUUCUAACAUCAGCACUGACUGUCACUUUGCAUGCAGCUCACUCUGCAGCCUUCAAAGAAAACACGAGACUCAAGAAUACUACAAGCCAAGAAGGAGGAAAAGUCCAGGAAGAGAACUACAGUGCUAGAGAAAGCCCAAAGUAUGCCUGGAGAUAUGAAUCACAACAGUACCAACAACAUCAGCCCCGAAGUAGAACUGUUCCAGCUGAUCAUGUACACUCCCACGUUUACCCUGGGAUUGCUGUUCAAUGUGAUGGCAUUGUCGUUCCUGUUUUUUAAGGCUAAAAAGCUGUCAGAAUCUACAGUCUACAUGAUAGCCCUCAUCUUCCUGGAUACUUUGCUGCUGUUCACUCUUCCAUUUAAAAUCAUUUCCUAUCACCAUCCAAACACGUGGGAAUUGGGGUCUGUGUUUUGCUCCAUCUUGGAGAGUCUUUACUUUGUAAACAUGUAUGGCAGCAUCCUCAUCUCCCUCUGCAUCUGCAUAGAUCGCUACAUUGCUAUUGGGCACCCUUUCACGGCUCCCACCCUGCGAUCCACCAAGAAAGCUGCUGUGGUCUGUGCUGUCAUCUGCCUGGGGGUCUCAGCUGGAACUGUCUCUACUUUCCAAUUGCAUGAAGAGGGCCACAACAUCUCAUCCUGCUUCCAUAACUUCUCCAAAAGCACAUGGGAAAACACAGCCCUGUUCAGCGCCCUGGAGACCACCUUCUUUGGCAGCAUGACAGCCAUGGCCUUCUGCACCGUUCAGAUCGUCAGAUGUCUGAGAAAGCGCAGGAAACCAGACAACCCCCAAACGUAUGCCACCAGAGCAGAGAAGAUAGUAGUGGCAAACUUCAUCACGUUUUUGGUCUGUUUCACACCUUACCAUGUGACAUUCUUCCUGUACUUUUUGGUGAAGAAUGGCAUCAUGCACAUGGCUUCUCAGCCAAAGCUACGAGACAUCCUUCAAAUCACCCUUUGCUGGGCAAACCUGAACUGCUGUCUGGAUGGGGUCUGUUAUUAUUUUGUUUUAAAGGAGUCCUUGGAAAGCCUGUUACAAAACAGUGAAAGAACAGCCAGAAAAAAGCUUGAUCCACAUGCUACAUUUGGAGAUGCUUUCACGAAAACAACAGGAUCCUGAACUACUUAUCUAAAUUAUUUAAAUAUUGAAAUCUGAAAAUAUUUCACAAAAAAAAAAAGACAGAAUGAACUCCAUUCCCAGGAGGCUGCUCCUAACUUAUUUCCUUCCCAUCCAUAAUGUUUCAUGUUGGCAUUUCUGGAAAACAGAAAUGGAUUUUUUUCCCAUAAAUGGU